GCACGGAGCGAGGAUGACGGACCUGCAGACCUCGAUAUCGACCAUCAUCUCCGUGUUUCAGAAGUAUUCAGAGAAAGAGGGAGAUAAGCACAAGCUGAAGAAGAGCGAGCUGAAGGAUCUGCUCAACGACGAGCUGCCCGACCUGAUGGCGCACGUCAAAGACCAGACCGCCUUCGACAGCCUGAUGGAAACUCUGGACACCGACGGCGACUCUGAGUGCGACUUCCAGGAGUUCAUGACCUUCAUCGCCACGGUUACCAUCUGCUGUCACGAGUUCUUCGUGCACGAGGACGAAUGAGGCGGUGGCAGAAGUGCAUGAUGGGAAAACAAAAGUCCAGUCCGCUGGCUGACACAUAACCCAGUUUUCUAGUCACUUUGUCUGAAAUUGUCCAAAUACCUUUAAAAGUCCAGAUGAUGGUUAAAGGAAACAACAUUGACCUCCCCCAGGUGGC
Molecule: messenger RNA, 452 nt
Organism: Thalassophryne amazonica
Lineage: Eukaryota; Metazoa; Chordata; Actinopteri; Batrachoidiformes; Batrachoididae
Gene: s100b
Product: S100 calcium binding protein, beta (neural)
Exons: 2
Coding region: 14-298 (94 amino acids)
Biological process (GO): positive regulation of canonical NF-kappaB signal transduction; positive regulation of cell population proliferation
Cellular component (GO): cytoplasm; nucleus
Molecular function (GO): calcium ion binding; RAGE receptor binding; S100 protein binding
Source: RefSeq, a predicted model, not a curated record